Messenger RNA from Cydia amplana, 626 nucleotides. RefSeq lists its product as uncharacterized. The transcript is spliced from 4 exons. The record is from RefSeq and is a predicted model, not a curated record. Lineage: Eukaryota; Metazoa; Arthropoda; Insecta; Lepidoptera; Tortricidae. The coding region runs from base 129 to 626 and encodes 165 amino acids.
CUUACACAUUUCGUAAAUUCGUGUUGUUCCAAAUAUGUUUAUCAACAAAAUAUGUUCAACGCAACGUUUAUCAGUGAUAUUUAUGAGUGAAAGUAAGUAUAUCUGAGUGUGCGGCGUCUUCAGAAGAGAUGGACCAGUCCGGGGGCUCUGCCUCGGAGGUGGAGGAGGUCCUUUCUCCAUCCGAGCUUCACCUAAUGCGUCUGGUAGUAUGCGGGUUGCGCGCGGCGGCGCGUGCGGCGAGCGCGUCGCGGCAAACGCGAGGGUCCCUGGAGGCGGCGGCGUGCCGCGUGAUCGCCAGGCAGGCGGGGAUGAAACAUGAGGAUGUUCAUGGCUUGUGGUACAAGUUUCGAGCGUCGUCACUGCGUAAACUGCGCGCACAUUUAGCGCGCGGCGACGUCGCAGCGGCUGGCGAGCGACUGUCUGCACUUGAGUGGGCCGUUGUAGAUCUGCUAAUGUUAUACGACACGCCGCUUCUUAGUGUGGCCAGCUUCCACCAGCGCGCGCAGCUGGCGGCGCUGGAGCGCACCUUCGCGCUGGUGCAGCGGUACCGGCUGGAGCCGGAGCGCGGCGGGGCGGCGGCGCCGGCGCGCUGGAGCCGAGCGGCCGACACCUACUGCAACAAGUGA